Molecule: messenger RNA, 3162 nt
Organism: Poeciliopsis prolifica (blackstripe livebearer)
Lineage: Eukaryota; Metazoa; Chordata; Actinopteri; Cyprinodontiformes; Poeciliidae
Gene: ihha
Product: Indian hedgehog signaling molecule a
Exons: 4
Coding region: 491-1789 (432 amino acids)
Biological process (GO): cell-cell signaling; regulation of gene expression; protein autoprocessing
Molecular function (GO): calcium ion binding; patched binding
Source: RefSeq, a predicted model, not a curated record
AUUCCCUUCAAUUCAACUGGAAAACUGCAGCUUGUCGCAUAUGCAGAAGUCCAGAGCAGGGCAUCGAGCAAAAAGAGCGCACAAGAGGCUGAUGUUCUUCCAGAUACCCUGGUGCACAAGAAAGAGGAGGGCAGAGAAACCACAACACUGCAACUUGGAUGUCAGCAGCCGCACUCUCUCUCUUCAACUCUCACACCCACCAAAUCGACUUUGAACCUGUUUGUUUAAAUACACGGACUUUACUGCCUGCACACUUACUGCUGAUUCCGUCAGGCGGUUCAGAGCGGAGUUCCUCUAGUCUGUAGACGUACAAAAAACUUUUUGGUAUUCCAAUGGUGCCUCAUGGAGACCAGAGGAUGACCUUAUUUCAUCCAAUAUUUUCAGACGCGGUGCUUUAUUUUUCCCGGAAAAAUGGAAACUAAACCGGAGUGGCACUGAAGACAUCUCUCUCUCUCCCCCCGGGAGAGUCCUCCCUCCUUCCCCCGGGGCGAUGCGGAUCUCCUUCCUCUUUCUCGCAGCCUCUCUGUGCGCCUCUGUCCUCCUCCUCGCACCUGCUUCGGAGGGCUGUGGGCCGGGGAGGGGAUACGGCAAGAGGCGGCUCCCCAAGAAGCUCAUCCCGCUCGCCUACAAGCAGUUCAGCCCAAACGUGGCCGAAAAGACCCUGGGAGCGAGCGGGCGACCCGAGGGGAAAAUUACGCGCAACUCCGAGCGCUUCAAGGAGCUCACGCCGAACUAUAAUACAGACAUAAUCUUUAAAGAUGAGGAGGACACGGGCGCAGACAGGCUUAUGACUCAGCGUUGUAAAGACAAGCUGAACUCUUUGGCCAUCUCUGUGAUGAACAUGUGGCCAGGAGUGAAGCUGAGAGUAACAGAGGCCUGGGAUGAAGAUGGUCAUCACUCAAUCGACUCGCUGCACUAUGAGGGGCGUGCUGUCGACAUCACCACCUCAGACAAGGACAAAAAUAAGUAUGCCAUGUUGGCCCGCCUGGCUGUAGAGGCUGGAUUUGACUGGGUCUACUAUGAGUCUAAAGGCCACGUUCACUGUAGCGUGAAGUCAGAGCAUUCAGUGGCAGCCAAAACCGGAGGAUGUUUCCCUGGCGAUGCUCAGGUCACCAUUGAAGGUGGGCGCAUUAAACAGAUGCGUGACCUCCUCACCGGCGACCGUGUCCUUGCGUCCUCCUCAGCAGAUAUCCAUGCGCCACUCCUCUACAGCCCCGUUGUGUCUUUUCUGGAUCGCCAGCCCAAUGCCACAAGGACCUUCUAUGUUAUUAGGACGGAUGGGGGACAUAACAUCACCCUCACAGCCGCUCACCUGAUCUUUGUCACAGAAUGUUCCAGCAGACUGACCAGGUCAGAGCAGGAAGAAACAUCUCAGGACACAAAGCUUUUUGGAUCCACUUGGCAGAGGAGGGGAUAUGAGGCAGGUAUGAGGACAGUUUUUGCCAGUGAAGUCCAGCCUGGACAGUGUGUCUUUACAUCUUCUGGCAGAUCAGAGUCACAUCCAAGACUCUCAGUUGUGACGUUUGUUGAGGAGCAGACAAGCACUGGGCUAUAUGCCCCACUCACCCAGCAUGGGUCUAUAGUGGUGAACAGCGUGUUAGCAUCUUGCUACGCUGUCGUGGACAGUCACUAUUUGUCCCACUGGGUCUUGGCUCCUUUGAGACUUAUUUACAGAAUAACAGGACACUUUCAAGUUCAGAAUGAUGGGCUACACUGGUACCCGUGGAUUCUGGAAAAGUUGGGGAAAGUGCUGCUGGGAACUGAACACUUCCACCCUUUAUGGGUGUAAUAGUAAUGGUCACUUUGACCAGUGACAUAAACUUGAGCAGGACAAGUAAAUACCAAACUGAUGGCAUAUCUUAUUCACUUGCAUGCAGGGGCACAAUAAGGAAAAGCACAACUGUUUGUAGAAGAAGACUGAUCAAAAGUGUAAAUAUAUUUUUUACAUACUCCAAGUGCCUGUAUUUGCUGUACUUCAAUACAUCUCUUAUGCAUGUCCUUGUGUAAAACAUUAAGGAGAUAAUGAUUUCCAUUGCAUUAACAUUAAGACUAACAACUGAAGCUUUUAUUCAGCUAAAACAAAUAUUGUCCUUAAACACGAUCCCCAUUUUGGGACACUGAAAGGAGAAGUUUGACACAAAACAUUUGAAGAAUAUGAAGAGGGAGAGUGAGAAAAGAGAAAAUUUUAUAAAGCUGUUUAGCUUUUGUAAGUAAAUAGGUAUUUAUACACCUAUUUAUGUAGAAAUAAAGUAAAGGUUUAUUUCCAGAAUGAUCUCCUUCAUUACUCUUUUUAAAAUCUAAUCCUUGUUAUUUCAGAAUUUUUUAAAAGUCCACUCCGUGUAAUGUAGAGCAGUAAUACACAAAUUGCUAAACAUCCAUAGAAGGCUUAAAUAAAGCCACUAAAUGGCAGGGAAUAAAAGUGUGUAUAAAACCACGACUUUUUCUCUACAGAUAGUUGUAUGGUGAACUAGCUCACCUUCUCAGUUGUUUUCAAGUCUUCCAUCAGUUUUAAAACUACUUGAUCUUUCUCUUUUUCACAUGUUUAUCUACAAUGUUUAUGUUUUCUUAUCAGGUGUAUUAUUGAAGAGAUAAUUGUUUGAUUAUUGUCUUAGGGUGUCACUUUUCAGGUCAGUAAUAUGACUCAGGCUUUUUUCAACUACUGUAUUAUCUUCUAUGCAUCUCGUUAAAUAUCAGUAAUUAACACAAUUAGUACAUAGAAAGAGUUUCUAAUUUAACAAUGGCAAUAUCAGAUUAUGUUUGUGCUUCAUCUCUUUUGAAACACCCACAUUGGAGCAGUAAAUCAAUAACUAUUAAUUUUAUGGAAGGCUGUAUAGAAAUGUAGAAAUGUCUAAUAUAUAUUUCAGAUUGCCUGAACUGUUUCUGAUGUUGACUUUAAAAUGCUUAAUGAAAAGACACAAUGCAAUUAUCUUGUAACUCCAAGGCAUCUUUCUCAGAAAUAUUGUCAAAUAUGUAUAUUAAAGCUAUUGGAUAAAAUAUUUAAAGAUCUAUUUUUAGAAAAUUUUUGUUUGUAUUAUUAUUUUUGGCAACUUUGUUUAUAAAUUUUGUAUUUGACACAUAAAAGUUUUAAAGAACUAAUUGUGUCCUGUCUUGUUUAUUUAUUUUCUCCUUUUUGGAGUGUAAUAAAUUCACAAUUAUGUCUGA